Messenger RNA from Oncorhynchus nerka (sockeye salmon), 5039 nucleotides. RefSeq names its product SECIS binding protein 2-like (gene secisbp2l). The transcript has 19 exons. Gene Ontology annotation, biological process: selenocysteine incorporation. The record is from RefSeq and is a predicted model, not a curated record. NCBI's taxonomy places the organism in Eukaryota, Metazoa, Chordata, Actinopteri, Salmoniformes, Salmonidae. Gene Ontology annotation, cellular component: ribonucleoprotein complex. Gene Ontology annotation, molecular function: mRNA 3'-UTR binding; ribonucleoprotein complex binding; selenocysteine insertion sequence binding. Bases 257 to 3655 code for a protein of 1132 amino acids.
GCCGAAGGCAAAGACGAACAUUGUGUGAGACUGUGGGCUCUCCGUCCCAGAUGACCAUCCCCUCUGCCAUUCCAUUCCUACGUUGACACAUUCAGAGCUAGCCGAGCUAGCUAGGCAGCAACAGUUCAACUAGGCAGAGGUAAAACAGGGUGUGUUUCACACAAAUGGCUCAACAUUUACAAUGAAGAAAAUUAAAUCUAUAUCUUGACGACCACUGCGUGCUCAAUGACGGUCUCCCGCGGUCGCAGCGAUUGACAUGGACUCUUGUGAUAAGGAUGUGAAACUGUCAGCCGAAGUGGAGCCGUUUAUCCCACAAAAGAAAGGUCUGGAAGGAGCGCUGGUCACCAUGAGCUUGUCUGGAGGAGGAGAAGGAGGAGGAGGGGGGGUAGAGCCCACCCCAAUCCCCAGCUACCUCAUCACCUGCUACCCUUUUGUCCAGGAGAACCAACCCAACAGACAACAGCACCCCAUGUAUAGCGGAGGAGGGGACCUGCGCUGGCAGCAGCCCAACCCCAGCCCAGGUGGUCCGUACCUAGCUUACCCCAUCCUGUCCUCCCCCCAGCCUCCAGUCUCCAAUGACUACACCUACUACCAGAUCAUGCCUGCACCCUGCCCCCCCAUGAUGGGCUUUUACCAGCCCUUCCCAGGAACGUACGCCGGGCCCCUGCAGCCUGGCGUGGUAAACCCUAUAUCAGCUGACGUCAGCGAGAGACCGGCCCCUCUCGGACAGGCAUUUGGGCUAGCUAAUCAGAGAGGUGGGAGGGGCAUGGUCAGACCUGCCGUUCUACCCAAGUCUAUGUUCUAUCAGCAGCAGCAGGUGGGGUUGUGUCAGUCCCUGAGGGCCAGAAGGCCCCCCAUGAGGACUGUAGCUGUCCAGAAGGAGGUGUGUUCCUCGGGGCCAGAUGGACAGACCAAGACAGUCCUACUCGUGGACGCUGCCCAACAGACUGACUUCCCAGGGGACAAUGCGUGUGGUCGUGGUGCAUCGGAACGGGAGCGGGCCAGCCCCCUGCUGUGGAAGAACCUUCCCCGGCGAAGGCGGGCCUCGCACCCUGCCGAGAGCUCCAGCGAGGCGGACAUCGACAGCGACAGCGGAUACUGCAGCCCCAAACACAACCAGCAGGCCCCGGGGGUUACGCAACACAAUGCCCACGCUGCUAUAGCUCCUACGGGAGUGGAUGCAGGUGUAAUGACAGCGGUAAGCUGGGUGAACGUAGCGUCUCAGGCCUCUCAGAGGCCGUGGUCAGACAACAGGACCACCCAGUUCCAACGGACAGGGAAGACCCCUGAUCAGAGGAACUACUCGCAGCAGGACUUCCAUGCAGGGUACUCAGGGGGGCGUGUCUGUUCUAACCCCACCCCCGCAGACAGUAACGGUGGUCUGCAGCAGAGACGGCUCCAGCCCGGACUGGGCCCUGGGAUGGUGCUUGCUCCUGAGCCACUCUACUUUGAGGAUGAGGAUGAGUUUCCAGAGCUGGUCUCAGGAGGGGCACAGAGGAACAUCAAACCAGACCCUAACCCUUCCCAGAACCAACACCAGACCAAACUAACCAAGAACCUGCUGGAUAACCUUCCAGAGAACUCUCCCAUCAACAUCGUCCAGACCCCCAUCCCCAUCACCACCUCCGUCCCCAAGAGGGCCAAGAGUCAGAGGAAGAAGGCCCUGGCCGCUGCCCUGGCUACAGCGCAGGAGUACUCUGAGAUCAGCAUGGAGCAGAGGAAACUACAGGAGGCACUGACCAAAGCAGCAGGGAAGAAGAGUAAGACUCCAGUCCAGUUGGACCUGGGAGACAUGCUGGCUGCUCUGGAGAAACAGCAGCAGGCCAUGAAGGCUAGACAAAUAACCAAUACUAAACCACUGUCCUUCACAGUGGGUACAGCAGCCCCGUUCCAUGGUUCAGGGCCAGGUGCCGGGUCGGGAGCAGGGUCAGGUAUAGUAUCAAUGUUGAAGGCCCAGCAGGCCCACUCUGCCCCCCUCAACAUGCUGGACUCCAGCGCUCCACGCCUGAAGAGAGGGAAGGAGAGAGAGAUCCCUAAAGUCAAACGACCUACCGCCCUGAAGAAGAUCAUUCUGAAGGAGCGUGAGGGGAAGAGGGGGAAGGGGGGUGUGGAUCAGAUUGCUGCCAGCCAGGAAGAACAGGGAGAAGAGGAGCUACACUUCACUGACGACCUCACACGGGAACCUGCCUCUCAGGAGGGUAGGUACAGGGUCAGGGGUAAGAGAGAGGAGGAGCUACACUUCACUGAUGACCUCACACGGGAACCUGCCUCUCAGGAGGAGAACGGUCUGAGCGUGCCCAGUGAUGACGCGUCCCUGUCCCCGGCCAGUCAGAACUCUCCGUACAGCAUCACGCCUGUUUCCCAGGGUUCCCCUGGCUCCUCUGGCAUCGGCAGCCCCAUGGCCUCUAACGCCAUUACCAAGAUACACAGCCGCCGCUUCAGAGAGUACUGUAACCAGGUGUUGAAUAAAGAGAUAGAUGAGAGUGUGACGAUGCUGCUGCAGGAACUGGUCCGGUUCCAGGAGAGGGUUUAUCAGAAGGACCCCAGCAAAGCCAAGACCAAACGCAGACUGGUCAUGGGCCUUAGAGAGGUCACCAAACACAUGAAGCUCCACAAGAUCAAGUGUGUCCUCAUCUCACCCAACUGUGAGAAGAUCCAGGCCAAAGGGGGUCUAGAUGAGGCUCUGUACAACGUCAUAGCCAUGGCCAGAGAACAGGAGAUCCCGUUUGUGUUUGCUCUGGGUAGGAAGGCUCUGGGACGCUGUGUCAACAAACUGGUGCCUGUCAGUGUGGUGGGCGUCUUCAACUUCUCUGGAGCAGAGGGUCUGUUUAACCGUUUAGUGUCUUUGACGGAGGAUGCUCGUAAGUCCUACAAGGACAUGGUGUCAGCGCUGGAGCAGGAGCAGGCUGAGGAGGCGCUGAAGAACGUCAAGAAGGUCACCCACCACAUGGGCCACUCCAGGAACCCCUCCGCUGCCUCCGCCAUCUCCUUCUGCUCUGUCAUCUCUGAACCCAUCUCUGAGGUCAACGAGAAGGAGUAUGAGACCAACUGGAGGAGUAUGGUGGAAUCGUCAGAUGGGCUGGAGCCUGUGGAGGCUAAACCCAGCCAUCCUGCUACUUCCUCUGGGUUGCAGAGAGACAACCAGCCCCCCUCCACCACCACCAAUCGUAGCCCUUACUCCACUACUCUCCAGCUCAGAGCAGCCGUCCCUGCUCCAGGCUCAGGCCCGGGGGAGAGAGAGGAGGGCCGGGCAGACGACCGGUUGGAGCUGGCCUCCCAGCAGAGCACGGAGACAGGCAGUUUGGAUGGGAGCUGCAGGGACCUCCUCAACUCCUCCAUCACCUCCACCACCUCCACCCUGGUCCCCGGUAUGCUGGAGGAGGCAGAGGAAGAGGAGGAGGAGGAGGAAGAGUACACACCAGAGCCCAUCUCUGUGGAGGUGCCUGCGGUCAUCAGCCGUAUUGAGUCCUGGGUGUCUAAGACGCUGGAGAACCUUCAGCUGGGGAAGAGCCAGGACAGCACAGAGGAAGAGGAGGAGGAAGAGGAGGAGGAGGGAGUGCAGAGUGAGGAGGAAGAGGAGUUGGAUUCUGCUGAUGUCACAGAGACUGGGCUGGAGAAGACGGAGAAGAUUGAGGCCAAUAAUAUCACUGGCUGAUUAGACCUCAUUCAUCCCUCUUUCUCUUUUUUGUUUCUCGCUCCAUCUGUGUACACUCUGUCGCUCCAUCUGUGUACACUCUGUCGCUCCAUCUGUGUACACUCUGUCGCUCCAUCUGUGUACACUCCAUCACUUGUCUUCCUCACCCCCCCUUCAUACCUGUUCCCCUAACCUGCACUCUUUCUCACAGUUGAACCAGCAACUCUCCUCUUCUCUCUGUCUGUAACUUUGGACUUCAGACAUUAUCUCAGGAAUCAGACCAUACACACACACGCACACACACACAGGCAGUCCACACACACACACACAGGCAGUCCACACACACACACACAGGCAGUCACACACACAGACCAACCUGCAAACUACAGACAAGUAUCUCUCCUGGUCUCUCUGAUGGAUAGACUCCUCUGUUCCUCUCAUCCUCCUCUCACUGAUGUGGACCUUGAACAACUGCCUCAGCUAAACUGGUCUGGUCGGUCUGGCAUCGACUGGUCUGGUCUGACAUGGAAUGGGCUUGACUGGUCUGGUCUGGCUAAGGGAAGCCCUGGUUCCCUUCCCACCACUCCAGGUUUCCCCAGGAUAGGAGAAGGUUGUGAGGAGAGGCUUCCCCUCUGUCUGUAUGACGCAGAGUCCUCCAGAUGAUAGACCUGUCAGUGAGACUGCUGACUACAGACUAACUAGAAGGGAACUCUCCCUCUGUCUGUAUGACACAGAGCCCUCCAGAUGAUAGACCUGAGACUGCUGACUACAGACUAACUAGAAGAGAACUCUCCCUCUGUCUGUAUGACACAGAGCCCUCCAGAUGAUAGACCUGAGACUGCUGACUACAGACUAACUAGAAGGGAACUCUCCCUCUGUCUGUAUGACACAGAGCCCUCCAGAUGAUAGACCUGAGACUGCUGACUACAGACUAACUAGAAGAGAACUCUCCCUCUGUCUGUAUGACACAGAGCCCUCCAGAUGAUAGACCUGAGACUGCUGACUACAGACUAACUAGAAGAGAACUCUCCCUCUGUCUGUAUGACACAGAGCCCUCCAGAUGAUAGACCUGAGACUGCUGACUACAGACUAACUAGAAGAGAACUCUCCCUCUGUCUGUAUGACACAGAGCCCUCCAGAUGAUAGACCUGAGACUGCUGACUACAGACUAACUAGAAGAGAACUCUCCCUCUGUCUGUAUGACACAGAGCCCUCCAGAUGAUAGACCUGAGACUGCUGACUACAGACUAACUAGAAGACUCCCUCUGUCUGUAUGACACAGAGCCCUCCAGAUGAUAGACCUGAGACUGCUGACUACAGACUAACUAGAAGGGAACUCUCCCUCUGUCUGUAUGACACAGAGCCCUCCAGAUGAUAGACCUGAGACUGCUGACUACAGACUAAC